UAUGUAUCAAAUCAGGAAGUUGGAGAUCCCGGUAGUUCCCCUUAACUUUAGAGAACUAUUAUAGUUCGAGCUUCGCCAUCGCAUGUUUAUGAACGCCUAUAACAUAAAUACUCAUUUCAUUCUUUUCCCGUCUUUGACGUGGAAUCGCAGUCAUAUUUUUCUUACCGGAACUAGUUGAAAACUCGAGAGGUGAAAAACAGAACAGGAGGAUGGAGGUUACUCACCUGACGGAGGACGAAAUGGCCGAUAUAAAGAAGGAAGCCAUAGACCGGUUACGACCAUACCUGGUGGAUAAGAUCAUCGCGGAGCGGCACUUCGAUUACCUGCGCUCUAAGAAGAUCCUGACCAGAGAGGACACGGAGGAGAUCAGCUGCAGGACCACGAGAGGGAGACGCACCAGCAAACUGCUGGAUAUCCUCGCAGAAAACCCACGGGGUUUAGACAUGCUGAUCGAGUCCAUCAAGUGGGGCCGCACACUCAACUUCAUCAUUGCAAAGAUCACAGAUGAGGUGCAGCGCGUGAAAAAUGAGCGACUAGAAGCUUUAAAAGGCUCCUCGGCCAAUUCGGCAUAUUCAAGCACAAAAAACGCAACCAAUGACUUCUCCAAACUGGACUUGGACUAUGACAAGUACUCCACUAUAUGUUACCAUCCUGAAGGAGAAGCAAGUACGUCCGCCUCAGUCGCUACAGGAUCCUUUAACCUACGCUACGGGUCGGGUCGAGGGAACGAGGGUCUGUCGGGCUGUGGAGGCAGCGGGAGCAUGAACGUGUCUUCCACAACGUCAUCCAGCCUUCCUAAACCUGGAGACCCUGGAGCUCCAGCGCUGCCGGAGGAGCUGGACAUGGAGGAUCCGGACGCUGCUGUAUGUGGAAGUGCAGGGAGCAGCGGGGACGCCAACUUCCAGCCGCUGCGCUCGCGUUGUUUAACUCCACACAUGUCCUAGCGUAACCCUUCAACACAAUCUCUGUGUGAGAUUCAGAACAUUUCCAAACCAUUAGUCUAUGUCUUUCUCCAAUCAAAGCACAUUCUGCUGCUUGUUAAAUUUGCUUAAUUAAAAUAAGUUAAAGUAACACAAUUGCUGAACAUUUGGUUUCCGCUUAACUCUUUCCUCGCCAUUGACGAGUUUUUCUGUGUUUUCACUGUUAUACGGUAGGGGGCGCUGUUACAGAUCUUCUGAAAUAGUACAGCAUCUCCAGAUCCAAAAACAAUCAAAGAAAAAGAGCGGAUAGAAGUUGUUUACACACAUGGAAGCUAACAUGAUCAUAUAAUCCAAACUGACUAACGUUACUGAAUAAACUGUCGAACCCAUGAAGAGGAAACGGCUUUGGGGUGAUGAUGGGCUCGAUCUACUACAGCUAUGGACGAAAACAUGAUUUUCUCAGCUUUUUGUUUCGAAAAUGCAUAUUUUUAAUGAAACUUUCCCACAUUCAAGUGUUGAUAAUAAUGAAUGAAGCUAGAAUAAAAUGUUUUUGUUGUUGUUUAAAA
Molecule: messenger RNA, 1486 nt
Organism: Megalobrama amblycephala (Wuchang bream)
Lineage: Eukaryota; Metazoa; Chordata; Actinopteri; Cypriniformes; Xenocyprididae
Product: B-cell lymphoma/leukemia 10-like
Exons: 3
Coding region: 210-944 (244 amino acids)
Biological process (GO): adaptive immune response; apoptotic process; positive regulation of extrinsic apoptotic signaling pathway
Cellular component (GO): CBM complex; cytosol
Molecular function (GO): protein kinase B binding; NF-kappaB binding; kinase activator activity
Source: RefSeq, a predicted model, not a curated record